Molecule: messenger RNA, 4165 nt
Organism: Papilio xuthus (Asian swallowtail)
Lineage: Eukaryota; Metazoa; Arthropoda; Insecta; Lepidoptera; Papilionidae
Product: protein bric-a-brac 2
Exons: 10
Coding region: 606-2249 (547 amino acids)
Biological process (GO): regulation of transcription by RNA polymerase II
Cellular component (GO): nucleus
Molecular function (GO): protein binding
Source: RefSeq, a predicted model, not a curated record
UCUUAUAAUUGCAAAUGGCGGUCGCGUGACGGAUGAUAGUUUGCCGUCAAAAUGUAUACGCGAUAUCUUAAUAAGUUCAAAGGUUUUUAAAGUGGCGACUCUAAAACAACAAAUAAUGUGUAAUGAGUUUUCUUCCAAUUGGUUUUUCAUUUUUGAGUGUCGGCGCGACUGAGACCGAGGGAGGAAAGCUGGGACCCGACGGAAAAAUAUGAACAAUUUGUGCUCUUAAAAAUUAUUGAUUUUUCAUCGUUAAAAAAACAUCAGACGCCGCUAAUUGCAUACGUGAUGUAGUGUCGCGCGGCGGCUCUUAUGUAUUAAACAUAAUCGAGUUCCAGUAUUUUACAUAUAAAUUAUAUACAGUCUAGUCUAAAAGUUUCUUAUAUAACCAAACAAGUAUUGCUUGUACUUAAUAUUUUCUACUUAAUAAAACUGUGAUAAUAAGUGGCGGAACAAUGUGGUUUUGUUCUAAAUGAACUUGUGCAAUUUUUAUAAAAAUAUCAGUGCAAUUUAUAAUAAGGACUGAAAUAUAAUCGGCCAAAGAUAUCUUAAGUAUUAUGUUUUUAUAAAUUUUAAUAUAAUCUGUGGUUGACUGACUGGCCGGCAAGAUGGCGUUGCCACCGCAACAAUUUUGUGUGCGAUGGAACUCCUAUCAUACCAAUUUACAGUCGGUAUUCCCCCGAUUGUUGCUGACGGAGCAGUUCGCUGAUGUGACGCUGGCAUGCGAGUCGCGUCAGCUGCGCUGUCACAAGCUAGUGCUGUCCGCCUGCAGCGCUUACCUCGAGCGCCUCCUGCUGCAGAACCCAUGCAAGCACCCCAUUGUUCUCAUGCGGGAUAUGAGGUUCAGUGAGAUGCAAGCUCUGGUAGACUUCAUGUACAAAGGUGAGGUGAACGUCACACAAGAGGAACUGCCCAGCUUGCUCAAGUCUGCAGAAGCGCUGCAGAUCAGAGGAUUGUGUUCGAGUGACACAAGCGGCUUGACGUCAGAGACGAGCUCCGGCACAGAGAGCAAAGACUUCACGGUAGCGAGCGAGGCGCUCGUCGCCAACGCCCAUAGAGAAACUACCACUAAUGGUCCAACAAACCAGCACCCGAAGCCGGCCAACGUGAAUGUGACAACAAACGGCACUAAGAAAAGGAAGUCAGAAGACAGGGAGAGGAAUCCCGAGGUGAAGGAGGAGACGGUGGAAGAAGACGGACUUUAUUAUGGCGAACUGGACAACGAGAAUAUGGAAUUUAACGAGGAAGAAGAACCCGGAAAAGCAGGCAGCAGUUUGGGGCAAACGUCAGGAAGCCAAUAUAUACGAGUGAAGCCUGAAAGUGAAUUAUUGUUUCGUACAAAAUUACAAAACUUAACAAAAACUAAAUCGGACUACAUAAGUAGACUUUCUAAAAUGAACGCGACUGAAAUGCAAAAUGAAUUUUCUAAAUAUGGCCUUGAAACAAAUAUGGCGUCCGAAGAUGCGUAUGUACAAAAAAACGCCGAAAAUGAUUACUACAAAUCUUGGUUAGAACAAAACGGUGAACUCGAAGUAUCACUUUUAAAAGCGAAUCAAAUAAAAAAAACCAAAACAGAUAUAAAAAAUCAAAAAUCCGAAGUGGAACUUAUUCCAAAACCGAAAACCGUUAAUAAAGAUUACCCGAAAUCUGGGGAGAAACCGCAGAUACGUAGACGUGGUCGACCACCAAUUUUCAAAGAUAAAAACAUGGAUAUUGGUGAUACUGUGUUAAAAUCUGAUUUGGAUCAAUUUUUGGAAGGUAAAGAAGUUAGCUCAUCUGGAUUGUCUCGUAAGGAUUUAGAAAGAGUCAUGAUGGGUAAAUUCAACCCUAACAGAAGAUACUCCAAUGAAGCUAUGUGGGCAGCUCUAAUGGAUGUUAAGAAAGGUGGAAGUAUUUAUAGAGCUGCCCAAACACACAAAGUGCCUCGCAAAUCUCUACGUAACUGGAUGAAGCGUUGCCACAUUAAAUCCUCAUUCCCAAUGCCGCAGCAAUUGAAACAAUUCGUUGAGAAUAGCAAAAAACAAAGAGAAUAUAAAACAUUUGAUGGAUAUCCAAAUGCUGGUGAUAAUCAAAGUUAUGGUGAAAAAACUAAUGAAGAACCAUUUGAUAAUGAAAUAGAUUUUGGUAAACAUUUCUUAACCUUCACGGGCAAUGUUUCAAGCGAGGAUGAGACAAAAGUUGAAAAACCUACCGAAACGGUAGAAAAUAGUGAAGAUGGCAACACUGCUCUUGAUAUGUCACUACAUGAAUAGUUCGCUUUUCAAAUACAGUUUUUAUUCAAAAAAAAUGUUUUGCCCCAGUUUAGAAAAUUUGCCAAAGAAUUAGCAAAGUUGUGGAGGAAUUUUUCUUUCAUCAACUUUAAUAUAAUUUUCCACUAUCAGAGUCUAGGUUACAUAAUCAGUCGCAUAGUGAUUUAUUAUACAAAAUCUAAGGGUGUUCCUUAGUGGCCACUCUGCGGCAGUAUGACCAAAGUUGUAAAAAAGUGACUUAUUUGACACAAUGUGUGAAACUAUUUGGACUUACCUUACCGUCUUAUUAUUCUAUCUAAUUUUAGUAAAUAUACUAAGAAGGUUAAUUACUAAAGAUUUUAAUACAAAAAUAGUAAUUAUUUUAACAAAAAUUCUUUAUUUAUUUUAGAUUUCCUAUUUUAUCUUGCAAUAUUACAUCCAAAGAUACUUUGUUUUUAUCGUUUAUAGUAAGACACCUCGAAUGUUUUUUUUUGUUUUAAAAAGCGGUUCUUAGUAAAUAUUGGUAAUACCAGUGCAAUAAAUUAUUACCAAUUUGGUAGCUUUUAUGUUACAUUCGAGGGGAUAUGUUAUUUUUAUUUAUUUUUACCUACCGUUUUAUUUGUUAAAUGAUUAUAGAAUAUUAUAUAAAAUAUAAUGAAUGCUUGAAAUAUUGGCCUUUUAUAUGUCUUGUCGUACGUUUUCACUGACGAAAAAUAACAAAAACAUAUUGUCAUGACCGACAAAGUUAUCCCACCCGAUAUAUGUCAAACUAAAUUAUGAUAGCCCACUGUCCCCUCCGAUUUUCUCUCUCUCUUGUCCUACUGUAGCUUUCUUGUCUCUUUCUCUUGUUAUGACAUGACAAUAUGUUUUUGUAAAGAUUUCUGCAGUGUAAACGCACGGUUAUGUUCGUAAGGACAACGUCCAAAGAUAAAGAAAAGACUUGAAAAUGAAAUUUUAGCUAUAAAUAUUAAAGAUGACAAUCUAUGGAGAAAAAAAAAUGACGGGAGACUUAAAUAGCUAAAAAAAACGACUGUCAUCGUAACUUUUCGAUACUUAUAAUUGCUUAAAAAUAGUGAUAAUUUAUUAAUGUUUUUAAGGUUUACGUACUUAAUUAGCUGAUUGAAUCCCCCCUUAGCUCCAUCGAAAGUUGUUUUAGAAAUUGUAUAUUUUAAGUUUGCUUUAAUUAGGCCGAUAUGAGCGAUCGUCGGAUCUUGUCGGGACUUGUCGGAACUUAUCGGAGUGUCUCAACCAUUGACCUUUAUAAAUGGAUUGGCUAUAUAAUGUAGUAUUUUGUGCCUAUUCGAUUUCCGCCAUUUUGGCGCUUAUAGUAAGGGUUUGUAGCGGUGGUGUGGAUUUGAACUUAUAAUAUUAUUAGUAAUUGCCUAUACAUUUAUAGAGAUCUGUGGUAUCAAGUAAUAUUGAAAAUUUGAAUAUCGGUGGAAACCAAAUAAUUCAACUCGAUAUUGAAAUUUGAAUUAAUUCUAAGUUUUACGUAUAAUAGCAGAUCCGUCGAUCGCUGUAUUACAUAGGCUUUUAACUACGUGUGUUGUUCCUAAGAUUAUUUCAAAGCGAUAGCAUGCCUUCGAGGCAUAGGUUUAUCUUAAUCUUCAUGAGCGAGCAUUUGACCUGAUCGUUGUGGCAUAUUUGUAAGAGAAAGCAGUGUUCACCCGUCGUCCACUCGUGUUCGUCGCGUGGUCGCGACGGAGUGUUGCCAGUGUGUACCGUAGGGACCGAAGAGCAAUUGGAGACUGAAAAUAUAAGAUCGUUGAUAAUUGUUGCCAAUUGAAUAAAUUUUGUAAUAUAUUUAUAUGAUAAAUAUUUAAUUUAACGUAACUGGUAGUGUACUAUAGUACUGCUGCGGUAGGGUAAUAAGAUGACGGCAAACGUAGUUACAAAAAAAAAUAAUUGGCAUUGGAUUUUUAGUUACAAAAAAAAAUUAC